Tripterygium wilfordii is the source of this 1561-nucleotide messenger RNA. RefSeq names its product phosphatidylinositol:ceramide inositolphosphotransferase 3-like. The transcript is spliced from 11 exons. NCBI's taxonomy places the organism in Eukaryota, Viridiplantae, Streptophyta, Magnoliopsida, Celastrales, Celastraceae. The record is from RefSeq and is a predicted model, not a curated record. Gene Ontology annotation, cellular component: Golgi membrane; trans-Golgi network; endoplasmic reticulum membrane. Gene Ontology annotation, molecular function: sphingomyelin synthase activity; ceramide cholinephosphotransferase activity; inositol phosphoceramide synthase activity. Gene Ontology annotation, biological process: ceramide biosynthetic process. Bases 468 to 1340 code for a protein of 290 amino acids.
AUCAGUUGAAGUGGGUGUCUUUAGAAAACAUCGGGGUGUGACUAAAGCUACCCGCCCAAGUUUCUUGGAUUGGCCCACCUAGAAGCCCAUUUACAUCUGCUCUAGCACAGGAUUUCUACUUUCUAAUGAGUAAUUGGAAUUCCACAACAAAAUCUCUUUUUUUCUCCAAAACUAAUAAAUUAUCACCUUUUUGUACGGUAAGGAUUAUGCGAUUUUCUGGGCAUUCGAAACUUUUUUCGCAACCGCUCCCUUCUUCGACGAGAGACGUGAAACAAACCGAUUCUGAUUUCAAUUUGAAACCAGAAAAAAAUAGAUUUGGUCUUUCUAUGUUUUGAAUUUGAAUACUCGAUAUCUGCAUCGAAAGAGCACGCGUUCGAACUGUUGAUAAUUAAGCUGUUUCUAUGGAGAUUUAAAUGUUUAUAAGUUUAUAGUUGAUUGAUGUCGAAGUAUAGUCUCGGUGUUCAAGCAUGCCUGUUUUCGUUGAUCCCCGCGAGGCUCCUAAGUUAUGGAGGAAAGUUUGCACAGAGACGUCGAUAGAGAUUUCGCUGCUCUCCGAGAACUGGAAGUUUCUUCUCGCUGGAAUCGUUUUUCAGUACAUUCAUGGAUUGGCAGCUCAUGGAGUUCAUUACUUACAUCGGCCUGGAACAAUACUUCAGGAUGCUGGAUUCUUUCUUCUUCCAGAAUUAGGCGAAGAUAAAGCUUACAUUAGCGAGACAGUAUUCACCUUCAUCUUUGGUUCCUUUGUAUUGUGGACUUUUCACCCAUUCGUUUUUCAGAGCAAAAGAAUCUAUACAGUUCUUAUAUGGUGCAGGGUUCUUGCUUAUUUAGUGGCUUCUCAAAUCCUCCGGAUUCUAACAUUCUAUCCUACUCAGCUUCCUGGUCCAAAUUAUCAUUGUCGUGAGGGCUCAAAACUUGCCACGCUGCCCCCUCCAGAGAGUGCACUUGAAGUGCUUCUAAUUAACUUUCCCAAAGGAGUCAUGUAUGGCUGUGGGGAUCUUAUUUUUUCAUCCCACAUGAUUUUUACCUUGGUAUUUGUUCGCACGUACCAAAAAUAUGGCACAAGAAGGUGCCUUAAGCAAUUUGCUUGGUUACUUGCUGUGUUCCAGAGCAUCCUGAUUCUGUCAUCUCGCAAACAUUACACAGUUGACAUUGUUGUUGCUUGGUAUACAGUAAAUUUGGUUGCAUUCUUUGUUGAUAAGAAGUUGUCAGAAAUGCCUGACCGACCUGCUGCAUAUGCACCUACGCCCCUACUCCCUUUGAGCAGCAGAGACAAGGAUGGUAAAAACAGAGAAGAGCACCACAAAUUUGUCGGUGAGGUUUCAAUGGACUCUCCAAAUUGAUUUCUAAGUUGGAGUAAAUUCUUCAUUUCUUAUUUCUCAGUUUCAGAAGAUUUGACUGUGAGGUAAGUAUGUGGUAAAAUUGUAUAUAGAAGUCAGCACAAGCUGAAGAUAGCGGUGCUGAUAUUACCACAUGCUGAGGAUCAACCAGUACAGCCAACUUGCUUAUUUGGGCAGUGAACCUUAUUUGUGUCAAUAAUACAAUUUUUUGGAAUUGUAACAGC